This is a messenger RNA of Dendroctonus ponderosae (mountain pine beetle), 1556 nucleotides long. RefSeq lists its product as uncharacterized. Lineage: Eukaryota; Metazoa; Arthropoda; Insecta; Coleoptera; Curculionidae. The transcript is spliced from 5 exons. The coding region runs from base 526 to 1488 and encodes 320 amino acids. The record is from RefSeq and is a predicted model, not a curated record.
UGCCCCUUAUAAGGUUUAUGCUACAGAGUUUAUGCGUGCCAAUAUUAGAGAGAUUUGGAAAAACUUGUUUAGUGCCCGUUCACUAAUAAUUGCAAGGUGUAAAUGAAUUAAUGCCAGACAUUAUUUUCCUAUCAUAACAGUGUUAUGCGAGCUGGCAAAGCAAGGGGUUAUUGAGAUUUCAUUUUGAUUUGUAACCUAUAGUGUGUGUUUAGACUAUCUAGUAUUUCUGUAUCAGUGUUAAAUGAAUCACUUAAAAGUAUUAUUAUAUCUUGGACAUAAUUUUAUUUUAAAAGUGCUUAAUAAAUAGAUUAUGGGAUUACUCAUAUGUUUGAGAACUCAUGGAUACACUAAGGUGUCACGGAACCAACCGAAAUGAAAUAAGAAUGAAAUUAUAGCAAGCGUAAAUAGUGCACAAAUAACGGCAGGCUGUUUCCGUAACACUAUCUUGAAUCCACGACUUCUCAAACAAGUUUUGCAGUAACACGUGAUUUGUGGACUUAUUUUUGUUGACUUAUAGAUUUUGUCAUGGAGAAAAUAAAUAAAAGACUGCGGUUUACAUACGACGAUGAUUUAGCAUUAAUUAGAGAAUUUUUGUGUGAAAAUCCGACAAACAAGCCAGAAAGAUGGGAAGUUAUUCAAAAGCGAUUAGAACAGCAGACUGGAAAGUGCUUUUUAAUAAAAACCCUGAAAAGCCAUUUGUUUCUGUUACUGGAAGGCUUUGUGAAAAAAGACAAUGCACAUCAAAAAACGUCUGGAAUAGAACCUUAUUGCGAGAGGGACACUCUACUCCAAGAAGUUCGAAAUUUGUGUAGGGCCACACAAUUUUUAAAUAAGAAAAAACCAAUAUCCAAAGAAAUGCAAAUAUUGCAAUUAAUAAAAGCGGAGCCAGAAUCAACUGCAAAUGAUGAUUCACUGGCUAACACCCAAAUUUUGUAUUCGAACGAAUACGAAAUAAGGCAACUUACAGACAAUGAGGAUGACAAUUUUAAGGCUGUCGACGUAUCCAUGAGUGAUCUUAAGGGCACAGCAUUUGAAGGGUCAAUUUUAGCCAUUAAUAUGCAACAAGAGGACGAAAUUCUUCUUCAAAGUGAUGAUGGAGAAGUUGACCCAGCAAAAAAACCGUUAAUAAAUACACCAGUUAAAAGAAUAAUGACUGCAAAUAGGAAAAGAACAAAUGUCAUUAAAUCUGCAAGGAAAAAUGCAAAUGAUUAUUUAAAGGAGAAAUCAGACAGAGAACAAAAAAUUAAAUUAAAGCAAAUAGAUUUAGAGGAUAGGAGGCUAAAAAUUCAAGAAAGAAAACUUGUUCUUGAAGAAAAGAGAGUAGAGGUCGAGUUAUUAGAGCGACGAGACAAAAGUGAUUUGGAAAAAGCAAGAAUAAAUCUGGAGGUUACAGAAAAACAAAAUCUUCACGAGCUUAUCAAGUCGCAGCAAACCAUCAUUAAUCAUUUGGUAUUACGCUUACGAAAGUAUGAACCUGAAAUGUCGUAAUAAUUGGUUACCUGCUUCUAGAAUUCUUAGUUCCUGUUGGUUCCUAAGAAUAAAACGACUUGAAUUUA